Messenger RNA from Macroventuria anomochaeta, 2327 nucleotides. RefSeq names its product kinase-like protein. The transcript is spliced from 5 exons. Gene Ontology annotation, biological process: protein phosphorylation. Gene Ontology annotation, molecular function: ATP binding; protein kinase activity. Lineage: Eukaryota; Fungi; Ascomycota; Dothideomycetes; Pleosporales; Didymellaceae. Bases 167 to 2278 code for a protein of 703 amino acids. Gene Ontology annotation, cellular component: nucleus. The record is from RefSeq and is a predicted model, not a curated record.
GACAGCACACGGCGGCCGCGCACUCUGCAUUGCUACCGCGCAUCCACCAGCCGUACUCACCAGCAGACGUGCUGCGGGCGUGGUAUAGCGCCGCCCGUCUCGCUCACCCGGCGAGAGAAGUAGCGUUUCAACGCCAGGCCCGCGACCGCCGAGCAGCACCUUGGCCAUGUCGACGCCCUCUACUGCCACGGCCACUCUCCCGCCCCAUCAUCAAUUCUAUUCUCACCACCAGACAUACCAGCCGGGCCUGCCCAAUGCCAACCAAAUCGCGAACGGCAGCGCUAGAAUAGGCAAUUCCAUGUACAACGGCUACACUAGCGGCGCCUCGAAUCCUGGCUCAGAUAUCCGCCGAACCGCGAGCACCCACAGCAGACACCCACAACAGCUGCCCCCGCUGACACAGCCCCCGGCCCCCGACAUGGGCGCGCCCACCAUGGGCAGCGAGCAGCGACGGCGGCACCCUGACUGGGCCGACUUCUACAAGAACGGCCUGCCGAAGGAGGUCAUUGUCAUCGACGACGACGACGACGACGACGACGACGGCGGCGGCGACAACGACGACGGCGAUGAGCCGCCUGCACCGCGACAGCCUGCGCUCCAGAGGACUGCGACGAACGGCUCCGCACGGCACACGGACAAGAAGCGCAAAACAACGGCCGGCACAACAGCGUACGACCCUGUCUACAACCAGCACACCUCUUACUCGACCACCCAGACACCCUACUACGACUCGCCCCACCACUCCAUAUCCACAGACAGGACAACGUCGGCACUCAACACAACCGCUGCCACGUCGCUAGGGUCCCAGGCCAGCAACAGCCACCACAUCUCGCCGCUCGAGAACACUGCAGUGGGCCAGAAGAGGAAACGAACACGUGCAGCGGCGCAGGAUGAGGCUAAGCAGGCGAAGAGACGCGACCUCGAUGACCACGACCCCUUCAGCCUGUACCAGCCACCACCCAACCCGGUAAUCAAGGCGAAGGAUGUCUACGUCCAGGUCGUUGCAGAUAAAUCCAACUACAAGGACCAGAAGGUCGACGACGAGGACGGCCACUACAUAGUAGUACCGGAGGCCGAUCUCACGGAGCGAUACCAAAUCUUGAAACUCUUGGGCCAGGGAACUUUCGGCAAGGUCGUCGAAGCCUGGGACAAGAGAAAGGGCACCAAGUGCGCCAUCAAGGUCAUCCGCUCAGUACCGAAAUACCGUGAUGCCAGUCGCAUCGAGUUGCGGGUGCUCUCAACGCUGGCAUCCAACGACAAGCACAACGUCAACCGAUGCAUCCACCUACGAGACUGCUUCGACUUCCGCAACCACAUCUGCAUCGUCACGGAUCUGUACGGGCAAAGCGUCUUCGACUUCCUCAAGAGCAACAGCUUCGUGCCCUUCCCGAGUUCGCAUAUCCAGAAGUUCGCCAAGCAGCUGUUCACGAGUGUCGCCUUUCUGCACGACCUCAACCUCAUCCACACCGAUCUCAAGCCUGAGAACAUCCUCCUGGUACAGAAUGCCUAUCAGACAUUCACAUACAACCGCACAGUACCAUCGUCGUCCACAACGGUCAACCGCACAGCAAGACAUCGCAAGGUCCUUCUCGACCCAGAGAUUCGACUCAUCGACUUUGGAUCAGCCACCUUCAACGACGAGUACCACUCUUCAGUUGUCUCGACACGGCAUUACCGUGCACCGGAGAUCAUCCUCAAUCUCGGAUGGAGUUUCCCCUGCGACAUCUGGAGCAUAGGGUGUAUCCUUGUCGAAUUCUUCACUGGUGAUGCCCUCUUCCAGACGCACGAUAACCUCGAACAUCUGGCUAUGAUGGAGGCUGUGUGUGGCGGCAAGAUUGAUCGAGACAUCGUCAGAGCGGUCUAUAAGCAAGACCGCACCAACUCUCGCAACUCAGCCAACUCCGCUGCAAGAUACUUCAAGAACUACAAGCUUGACUACCCCAACAACGAUAUCAACAAGGCGUCGAAAAAGUACGUCAAGGCGAUGAAGAAGCUCCACGAAACAAUACCAGGCCACACCGAUUUCAACAAACAGUUCCUCGACCUCCUCAGACGGAUAUUCGUGUACGAUCCCAAGAAGCGCAUAACCGCCAAGGAAGCCUUGCAACACCCUUGGUUCAAGGAGUCGCUCAUGGAUGACGGCACAGAGGCACACAAGAUCCGGCUGGAACGAGAAAAGAAGGCGAGGCGGCAAGAAGAAGAGCGCCGGUACCAGCGAGAACAGCGGGACCGACAAGAGGAAGCGCAAGCCCGGCGGGAGAACGCACGAGCGUACUAGUAGGCAUCGUGCCGGCGUCUCCUCCGUGGACGUCUUUGGACAACUUCGA